GCUGAAAUGGCUGCAAUGAUUCCGUGUGCUGCCCCUGGUGUUCUUCGAUUACAGCCUCUGCGGUCUUUUGCUGCUCCUGCUCAGAGACGAUGCUUGCAAAGGGGAAUGUCGCUUGUCAGGGCAGCCACUACGGUUCCUAGCGAGUACAAGACACUUGCUCCGGUUGGCGAGCGUGUUCUUGUAAAGGUGGACGUCAGCGAGGAAAAGUCCGUUGGGGGCAUCCUUCUUCCUUCCAGCGCACAGAAGAAGCCCACACAAGGUCAAGUGGAGAAGGCUGGGACAGCCAAGGCUGUCAAGGACGGAGAGAAGGUUGUCUACUCCAAGUAUGCAGGCACGGAGCUGAAAAUGCAAGGCACGGAGUAUGUCAUUCUCAAGGAGGAUGAUGUCAUUGGCAUUCUGGCAUCUGACAACAUAGCAGACUUGAAACCGCUGGGCGACCGCCUUUUGGUGGAGGUUGAGGAGGGAAAGGACGAGACAGAUGCCGGCCUGCUCUUGACAAGCUCAACCAAGGAACAGCCCACCAUUGGCAAGGUCAUUGCUGUGGGCAGCGGAAAGGAGGAUGAGGAUGGCAAGAUUGUAAAACCAAACCUGAACAAGGGAGACACAGUGCUAUACAGCAAAUACAGCGGGACAGAGUUCUCCGGCCAGGACGACAAGCAGUACAUUGUCAUCCGGGAAAGCGAUGUGCUCGCCUCCAUUUCAUGAGCAGCAGUAACGAAAUACUUUUCAAGAAAAGAUUCUGCUUAUGUUUUACAAACGCACCAUGUUGUUGUGUCUUUUGGUGAGCAGCAAUGGUGUAGAUGACAGAACAUCAUUUGUGAUGUUCUUACAAGUGCUUAUAUCUGGAUCCUUAUGGCUCGCCAUGAAGGGGAGAAUCUUUGAGAAUGCUGAGGUUAGGCAGCUGUUGCUUCUGUAACCCUAAAGACAG
Messenger RNA from Coccomyxa subellipsoidea C-169, 928 nucleotides. Its product is annotated as Cpn10-domain-containing protein. Bases 7 to 705 code for a protein of 232 amino acids. The record is from RefSeq and is a predicted model, not a curated record. Gene Ontology annotation, cellular component: chloroplast; mitochondrial matrix. The transcript has 6 exons. Lineage: Eukaryota; Viridiplantae; Chlorophyta; Trebouxiophyceae; Coccomyxaceae. Gene Ontology annotation, molecular function: protein folding chaperone; metal ion binding; ATP binding.